This is a messenger RNA of Varanus komodoensis (Komodo dragon), 2659 nucleotides long. RefSeq names its product phosphoglycolate phosphatase (gene PGP). NCBI's taxonomy places the organism in Eukaryota, Metazoa, Chordata, Lepidosauria, Squamata, Varanidae. Gene Ontology annotation, cellular component: cytoplasm. The record is from RefSeq and is a predicted model, not a curated record. Gene Ontology annotation, molecular function: sn-glycerol 3-phosphatase activity. The coding region runs from base 1 to 930 and encodes 309 amino acids. The transcript is spliced from 2 exons.
AUGGCGGCCAAGCGGUGCCAGCGGCUGGAGCCGGCGCUGGCGCGGGCGGCGCUGGCGGAGGCGGACGCGCUGCUCUUCGACUGCGACGGCGUGCUGUGGCGCGGCGAGGCGGCCGUGCCGGGGGCGGCCGAGGCGCUGGGCCGGCUGGAGGCGCGCGCGGGCAAGCGGCUCUGCUACGUCACCAACAACUCCUCGCGCACGCGCCAGGCCUACACGGAGAAGCUGCAGCGCCUCGGCUUCCCGCCGGCCGAGCCGCGGCAGGUCUUCGGCUCCGCCUACUGCUCCGCACGGUACCUGCGCCGCGCGCUGCCGUCCGGCGCCGCCGCCUACGUGGUGGGCGGGGCGGCGCUGAGCGCGGAGCUGGAGGCGGCGGGCGUGGCCCACCUGGGCGCCGGCCCCGCCCCCGCGCCCGGCUCCGCCCUCUUCGGCGCGCGCGCCCCGCUCGACCCCGCCGUGGGCGCCGUGCUGGUGGGCUUCGACGAGCACUUCAGCUACGGCAAGCUGUGCCUGGCGCUGCGCUACCUGCUGGAGCGCGACGGCUGCCUGCUGGUGGGCACCAACCGCGACCACCGCCUGCCGCUGGAGGGCGGCAGCGCCGUGCCCGGGACCGGCUGCCUGGUCAAGGCGGUGGAGACGGCGGCCGAGCGCGAGGCGUUCAUCGUGGGCAAGCCGAGCCGCUACAUGUUCGAGUGCGUGGCCAGCGAGUUCCGCAUCGACCCCGCGCGCACCAUCAUGGUCGGCGACCGCCUGGACACGGACAUCCUCAUGGGCAACAGCUGCGGCCUGACCACGCUUCUGACCCUCACGGGGGUCACCACACUGGAGGAGGUGGAGGGCCACCGCUCCAGCGACUGUCCCCAGCGGAGGAGCCUGGUCCCCGACUACUACGUUGACAGCAUAGCGGACCUCCUCCCUGCGCUUCAGGAUUGAGCAAGGGGGUCGCCCCAGACAGUGUGUCUCGCCCUGCCCUGCCCUGCCCUGCCUGCGGGAGCGUGUCACGGCUCCUGCUGCCAUGCACAGAGUCGCUGCUUGCAACUUAAGAUGCUUUUAGUGCAUAAUUUGCCGUCUGAGUUGUUUACAAAUUCCUUUUAAAAUGCACUUUGUAACAAAGAGGGAAGUGUGUUGCAUACAUUAGCUUUUCCGAUGUUGUGAAACUUCCAGUAUGUCUGAAAGCACCCACAGUGUUAAGAUAUCAGGGUAAAGCCUUGCUCAAUUGGGUUGAAAGGGAUCGGGCAGCUUUGGUUAAACCUUGCACUGUGGUCUUUUGUGGAAGUUAUAGCCCAUGUUGGGAAAUUCAGGGAACCAAGCAGCUGGAGGGCAGUUGCUCUUUUUCGGUCUCUAAAGCUCAACUUUAAGCUUACUCAGGUCCCAGUUUUAGACAGCUUGUUUCAGAGAUGAUUUCAGGGAAAAGGAGAUCACCUGUAUGCCCAUCUGUGUCCUUGCUGUUGUUUCUCCUUUCCACACAACCAUUUGCACUCGCUCAAUAUGCAAAACGUGAAUGAUAAUGUGGCGUUCUGUGUGUUCUCACAAGAUAAUAGAUGUGUGUAUAUAUAGUGAUGUGAAGAACGUCAGAUAAUCUAUUUUAAAAGUGAUUAUAAUAUAUUGAAGGUGGGUUUUAUUGAUCUGGAGGGAUGUAACUAAUCAGAAUUCUUCCUCAUGCUUUUCAGUACGUACCACAGCAGUACCAGCAUAAUCCACUAAGUAACACCAUUUCACUAAGCAGACAGGUUGCUUGAACAUUGAGCAGGAAUUCAAAUAUGACACACAAACAUGGCCUGGCUCACUUGUGAGUCUUGGAGGCAAAGGUGACUUGCAUAACCGGUACCUUCAUAAAUGGUUGCAGUUCUGCUCGGCGGCUAUUUUGGUGUCAGCGCUGGUGAAGCAAAUAUAGCAACUUGCUCAGGGCUUCCUGUCAGAGCUCACUUGUUAGGUUGAUUGGAGGACCCAAAAAACUCCUUUGUAGAUUUGCCUUGCUUGAAAAGGGAUGUCGAAGCUCCUUUGUUCUGCCGUUUUGUGGGCAGCAUAAAGAGCUGCACUUCCUAGUGCUACAUCUCAAGAAAUUAGACAUGAUAAUGUAGAAACCUAACAUUUGGCAAUCAGGAUAUUUCAUCUUUCAGAUGUAACCUUUAUGACCCUGGCUAUGGGAAGAUGACGCUUCCUGUACUGCAGAUGCUCGAAACUUCUGAGCUUGCCACGUUUUCAUGCAGCAAUAAUUGUGUUCUCCACAGUGGAAGAUACUUUCUGUUUAUUAAGUUAGUGUCAAAGUUCACACUUUUUAGGAAGCAUUUAAGGUGCACAGUGAGAUCUUCCCUGCUUCUUAAAAGAAAGUGUGCCCUUUUUAGGAUUAUCAAACCCUCAUUUGUAAACUUAAAGAUUGCUUUCCACUUUUGAUAAUUCAAACUGUUUAUUUCUGUUUGGAAUGACUGUAAAAUACCAUAAUGUCCUUUUGGGGACUUUUGCUUAUGCAAUUCUGGAGAGAUUCAGUCAAGAGCGUAUUGUUUAGACCUUCUCUGCAGCUGUUCAGACAAACUUGCCAACCCCUUGCACUCUUUUUAUCUUUGUUGCGAAACUCUGCUGGUGAAAGACAAAAGUAGUCUCUGUAAAACUGUUCAAGAACUUCAGGCCUAUACUUGAGUCACAUUAAACAUACAUCUCACUA